GUAAUAAUAUUGCAUCGCAGCAAAGCAAGCAGCAGAAGCAAGAUACAUACAUACUCCUAGACAUCAGCAAUGUCCACGAUGACUUCCUAUACACUUUUGAGUCAGCCGGCGCCGCUGAGGAAAAUCUCGAGCACGCCCUUGCAAGCCCGCAAACUGGCGGCUACGCCGGCUGUGGCUCUCCCUUUGGUUCGACGCAAGCUAUCACCCCUCUCCGUGUGCCAUGCUGCAUACACGUACGACGUCCCACCCUUUGCCCUGGUGCACCCCAAGUUCCCUGAGUUCUCUCCCCCAAAAAAUAACUGGAAGAUCACAGAAGACGCAGACCGCAUCAACUUGUGGUUUAAAGUGGACGAGACGAACAAGAAUGAUCUGGAAGUGGCGACCAAGGGCAAUCUGCUUCUAAUCAGGUACAAGGGAAAAACGGACGACACGGCCGCCCCAGCAAGCAAGCUGGACGUCCGCCUGCUGUUGCCCUCGGCCUACGAGAAUCCGGAGAAGGUAGAAGCCGAGCUCACGUUCGGAUCACUGCUGGUGACCGUCACCAAGCCCAAGCUCGAGCCCAAAUUAAUAACCAUUGGGCUGGCUGACCAGGCCUAACUGAUCCAUCAUCCUGUGUGAUCAACCAAAUCAAUAAUGAAGGGGACACGGAUCCUCUGCAGUUGGCUCCCUACAGUUGAGUCAUUGACGUGUGGGACCAGGCCCACACCCAACGACGACCUUUAGAGAGGAUAACUUAGCUACGAACAAUGUACCAUGUGCAUGGGUGUGCUCACCAUCUUCUGUUAUACGUGUCAAAGUACAAUAGCGUGUAUUGUCAUGCCAAUCAAUAAAUUCAUCUUGUGGUUUGA
Messenger RNA from Panicum virgatum (switchgrass), 848 nucleotides. RefSeq lists its product as uncharacterized. Lineage: Eukaryota; Viridiplantae; Streptophyta; Magnoliopsida; Poales; Poaceae. The coding region runs from base 70 to 597 and encodes 175 amino acids. Gene Ontology annotation, biological process: response to heat. The record is from RefSeq and is a predicted model, not a curated record. The transcript is spliced from 2 exons.